AUGGCAGUUUCCAUCAUGGACAAAGUUAUUUUGAAAAACAUGAGGUUCGACAUUCCCGUCGGCCUUGAUGCCUGGCGUCGUUUCCGCAAACCUCAGCCUGUGUCGAUCACCAUCGAGGCUCAGCCUACAUCAACCCUUGAGCCGGCGGCUUCCAAGGAUGAUGUGAAUCUCUCCAUGGAUUAUGGCAAGUUGUACAAGAGGAUCACCGCGGCAUUCAAGGACGCCGAUCCCGAAGCCUUUCCGACCAUUUAUGCCCUGAUCGGUUUAAUCUCCAGCCUGGUACCAAACUGUGGUCUGCUCACCAUCGAAAUUGCCCUUCCCAAAGCUUUGCUGCAGGCUAGAGGCGGCAUGCUCUACCAAUAUCAGGUCGACAAGUCCGAGCUGGAAAUUGACACUUCAAGCCUCACUGUGACGGUCAAACAGAUUGCCUGUACCUGCAUCAUUGGAGUCAAUCCCCAAGAGCGCAUCUACAAGCAGACCUUGUUCAUCGACGUUAGCGUACCUCUUGUCGACCCUGCUCUGGGAGUUGGUGCUCUGGAAGAACAUUACACCGCUGCUCUGCACGACAUGGUUCAAACAGUGGUUGAACGCGUCGCAGGUUCAGCGUACCACACAAUCGAAUCUCUGGCAACGGCCGUGGCCCAGAUUGUAACAAUGAACUAUGGACACACGGUCGCCAAAAUCCGCAUCGAAAAACCGAGCGCCAUUGCUUCCAUAGAAGCCGCCGCUGUCGAAAUCACCCGCAGCAAAACAUUCUUCGAGAACAAAGACUUCUGGAAGGUCAAGCUCCCGUAA
Molecule: messenger RNA, 795 nt
Organism: Fonsecaea nubica
Lineage: Eukaryota; Fungi; Ascomycota; Eurotiomycetes; Chaetothyriales; Herpotrichiellaceae
Product: dihydroneopterin aldolase
Exons: 1
Coding region: 1-795 (264 amino acids)
Biological process (GO): folic acid-containing compound metabolic process
Cellular component (GO): cytoplasm
Molecular function (GO): dihydroneopterin aldolase activity
Source: RefSeq, a predicted model, not a curated record